Messenger RNA from Vitrella brassicaformis, 5095 nucleotides. NCBI's taxonomy places the organism in Eukaryota, Vitrellaceae. The record is from the annotation of a GenBank genome assembly.
GGAAAAGUGGCCUGGCGAUUUGGCGAGAAGGGUGACGAGGAAGGACCACCACGGAGAGGCCGCACGGCCACAGCGUCGUUCCCUGUCGGCUGCUCGUGACACAAAGCCACUUCCUUCGGCUCAGGCGCGCCAUCGUCGUUCUUCGCCUGCGAUAGUGACUGUCUGUCGCUAUCGGUGUGUGAGUGAGUCGAGUCGCUGACUUUAUCCGCUUCCUCCCUCCCGUGUGGCUAGGGGAGGGGAGAGAGGCUCAGCACACCCGCACCAGCCAUCCCAUUAUCAUCAUCGCUACUAUGUCGACGUCCGGCGAGGGCGCCGUGUCGAUGAACGAGUCGUCGAGCUCGUCGUCGUCGCAGCACGUGAGUGACGGGUUUGACGUGGAGGCGCAGGAGACCGACCCGUCGUUUGUGCCGUCGCUGGCCAAGGUGCUCACGCACCUGAUAUCGAUGAGCCAGCCAAACACCGGACAGGUGAGAUAGAUGGGACCAAUGGACGGGGGAGGGAGGGAGGGAGAGGUCGUCGGUAGGUGGCCACUUGAUUGUCCUGUGUCUGUGCGUCUGGUGCCUGUGUGUGUGUAGGUCACUCGUUUUCACGCCAUCAAGGCCCCUUCGAUCAGCAUACACGAGUACCUUACCAGGUGACUAAUCCAGCCAUACAUCCUGCCAGGACACACAAGGCAGGGGCGAUGGGUGGAUGGGCUUCUUUCUUUGCUGUGUGUGUGCACAGGAUCGCCAAGUACUUCGGUUGCAGUUGUGAGUGUUUCGUCUUGUCUCUGGUGUACAUUGACCGGAUCGUCAAGCUGCACCAGGACUUCUGCGUCAAUGCCCUCAACAUACACAGGUAGCCAGUCAGGACAACACACACACCACACACAUCACAUACACGAUCCUUGCCCAUCGCUCGUGUGUGUGUGUGAGUCAGGUUGUUGGUGACGAGCAUCACCUUGGCAGUGAAGUUCUUCGAUGAUCAGUUCUACAGCAAUGCCUACUAUGCCAAAGUCGGCGGCGUCAAGACCAGGUGACACAGGCGAUGGAUGGAUGGAUGCACGAACCAAUGGCCAGCUGAGCAGACAGACAGAGGGACAUGAGUGUGUGUGGUGUGUGUGUCGUGUGUGUGGUCACAGGGAGAUCAACGUGUUGGAGGCGCAUUUUCUGGCGCUGAUCAACUACCACCUGUUCGUCACGCCUCAGGAGUACGACCAGUAUAGGAACAACGUGCUCAUGGCGGUCAACGCAACGGUCCGCAACCACACACACACACACACUGUGCCUGGAUACACUCUCAUUCUCCGCCCAUCUGUUCUCUCUCCCCGGCAGUCGGUGCCGCGUGCGAUUUCCGACAGCGCAACGGCCGAGGGUGCUGAGGGUGAGGGCGAUGCCGAGUCCAUCCGUGGAGACGACGCAUCACACGACCGCCAUGAGCAUGACCAUGAGGAAGCGCAUGAGAAGGAUAUUGCGGACCAAGAUGGAGGGGAGGGAGAGGGGGAGGGGCAGGGUGAGGGGCAGGCCGUGGCCCCUAGCGCACAUCCCCACCCACACACACAGCCAUCGCACAGCAGCAGCGGCGGUGACAACAACACAUACUACAACUCGGCAGAGGCGGCCGUUGCCAUGGACACAGACAUUCCCCACCACCCCAGCCACAGCCACAGCCACGCCCCCCCCCACCACCACGUUCCAGCCAGCCGCUCCCAGGUGCCCAACUACCCCUCCCACGCCCAUCAGAACGGCACGAGCUACCCCAGCCACCCCUCGUCCGUCGAGACCAGUGCGAGCAGCGUCUACGGCCAGCAGGGCAGCUGCCAGGGGCCGCGGGCAGCCAUGUCAGUGUCGGCCUGCGAGGCGUCGUGCAGGCCACAGGUGGGUGGGUCGGUGGGUGGGCAAAGGGAAAUCCGACACGCGGCCGGCACACAGCGGAGAAUGCAUGUGACCAUUCUCCGUUUUGCGUGUGUGUGUGUGUGUGUGUGUCCUACAGGUGGCACCAUCUGACCCUCUCUGUCGCCGGAGGAGCGUGCCCCACGGCCAUAGCGCCCCCGCAGCCCAGGAGCCCUCAUCCCACAUGAGUAUGAACGGCCCCAUGCCCGCCGCCGGCCAGACGCAGGCGGCCGUCGUCCAGAUGCAUGUCUGCUAGACAGACAGACGGGCCGAUGGGUGGAAUGGGGGGAGGGAGAGGGGGGAGGGUCGGUGAGGUAUGGCUGCGUGCAUCAGCCCGGCCAGCCAGCCGUCCACGGUAUCCUCUGAUCGUAUUGGGUUCGAUUUCUGUUCUCUCAUCGCUCGUUCGUUCAUCCAUGUGUGUGAGUGCUGUGUGGUGUACUGGGUGGCGUGGCGGCGUGAGGCAACCGAUCAGACUUGCCUCGUGUUUUUCGUGGGCGGCCGGACGGAGGGACGGAGGCGAUGGAUGGAUGUCUUGCGUGCAUACGUUCGUUCAUUCUCUGUCUCUGUCUGCCGCCCGGAUGCCCCGCUCCAGCCAGCUUUGCUUGCUGCUGAGGGAUCUCUCUGUCUCUCGGGUCAAGUGAUGUCAUGUGAUGAUGUCAUGGAUGGAUGGAUGCAUCCCUCUCUCUCUCUCUCUCUGUGUGUGUGUGUGUGUGGAUGGCACGGUGACGUUUUGGAGGCCAUGAUGAGUACUCGAGAGUGCAGUCACCGACUGACCCGGAGGGAGGGAACGAGGGAGGGAACGAGGGGAGGGACCUCACCCGUCGCUUUGUGCUGUGUGUCCGUGCGUGUGUCUCUGCGUCUGCAUGAGUGUCUGUCUGGUGGUGGUGGUGGUUUGGAUGGAUGGAUGGAUGGACCUGCCUGCCUGCCUGCCUGUGAGUCUGUCCGCCGGUUGGCUGCUCAGAAAACAAGAGGGAGGGCAGGGCAGCGGAGGGGAGGAGGGGGACGACACACGGAUUCUGUCCGUCGUGUUGGUCGUGUAUAGCCUCUAGGCUAGUUGUUACACACACACACACACACACACAUGUUUUGCACAUCCAUCCAUCCACCCACUGGUCGAGGUCUUUGCCUUUUUUCGUUUGCAAGCCGCCACCCACCGACCCACCGAGCUCUCCACUCUAUGUGUGUGUCUGCGCAGUGAGCCGCCAGUGUGCGUGAAUGAGUGUGAGAGUGAGAGGAGUGUGUGUGCACCUUUUCCUCUCCUGGCUUCGUUGCCUGCCUGCCUGCCUGCCGGGGUGAUGGGAGUCUUCGUAUUGACUAGUCGCCAAAAGGAGAGGAUGGAUGUCUGCGUGUGUCUUGUGCCUUUUGUCUGUGUGUGUGUCUGUCUUGACGCCUGUUUGCCUGCCCGUUGGUCGUCCGUCUCUAUAGAAUGGAUCUGUAUCUCUGUGUGUGUGUGUGUGUGUCAGUCACGUCAACCUCACUUGUAUAUUAUGCUACCACGGUCGGCUUCCGUCCACUCUCUCUCCUUGCCUCUGGGGCGGCUGUGGCUGUGGUGGUGGUUGUGGUUGGAGUGGGUCAGGGGGGCGGCACACAGUGCUUGCGUGUUUGCCAUGCAGGGGGGGAUGGGAAACCCACCCCCUUGUCGCUGCGUGGAGACACUCACAUGGACAGAGGGGAGACAGACAGACAGACAGACAGCAGUGAGUGCCGGUGCCUCUUUCUCCCCACACAAAGGAGGCCCACUACUUACCCACCCACAGCCCACACCCACUCGUAGAAGGAGAGAUGGAUGGAUGGAUGGAUGGGUGGGUGGAUGGACUUCUCUUGCUGCGGUUUAAAGGACGGUCGAUAUUCGUCUCGUAUCGCCUCGUGUUGGUUGGUUGGUUGGCUGUGGUUUUACGUACCCUUGGAUGACAUGAGUCCACACAUACAUACCUGCACACACACACAUACUUGUGCACGAGAUCGAUGGAUGGGUGGGAAGAUGAUAUUUGUGGAGGAAGGACCGACCGAUGGAUGCCUGGCAUGGCAUGGCAUGGAUAUGUGUAAGCGGGUGGCGCACUCGUCUGCGUGCAGACCAUGCAGACGAGCGCGUGUCGGUGGAUGGAUCGAUGGAUCGAUCGUAUGUUUCAAUCAACCCAUGGCCAUGAUCAAUGUCAAUCAGUGUGAGAGGGUGCGACUGAGAGAGAGAGAGAGAGAGAUGUCCAAGAGAGCCUUUCAACUAACCUGAGCAGACAAGUCAGAGAGAGAGAGAGAGACCCACACUGACUGGCAGGGCAGGGAAUCGAGAGACGACAGAGAGAACCCCCGCCCCGGCCCACCCCACACAUAAGACACAUAUGUCUUCGUUCCCUUUUUGUGUACUCCUUACUGGUGGUGGUGGUGGUGCGUCCAGGCAGCCUGAGGCACCUGACUUGACAGACAGACAGUCAGACAGACAGAUGUGCAUCAUUUUUUCGGACACUCGAAUGUCCUUUUGUGCCUUCCCACGUCUGCCUGCCUAACUGCCUGACUGCCUGACGGCCUGCAGCCGGCCUGGUGAAUGCCCGCAGACACAGACAGAGAGAAAGAGGAGAGAGAGAGAGCAAGGCAGUUUUGCUGGCUGCUGUGUUGUGUGUUUGUGUGUUGUGUCCUCUAUGUAAUGUCUAUCAUGUGUAGUGGUAUACGGGCCGUCCAUUCGUUCGUUCGUUCCUUCGUUCGUGGUGUGAUGUGACGUGGUGUGAUGUGAUGCGGUGUGAUGUGCAUGGGGAUUUUCCUGCCUCCUCCUUCUUCUGCUGCUGACUGCGUAUCACUCACUCACUCACACACCCACUCAGUCACUCGCUCACCGUCUGUCUCUGUAUCUGACAGACUGACUUGCCCACUACACUCUCGUGGAUCUUCCCUAUCCUUGUUUUGCCCUCAUUGCCGGUGGUCUCCCUGCCUCCCUCUCUGCAUCAGUGAGGCCGUCAGUUGCUGCCCAUCCGCUCAGCCGUCCGUCCGUCCAUCUCUCUCUUCAUUGCCUUCUAUUCUGCCCAGCCGCCCUGUGCCUCUCUGAGUGUGUUGUGGUUUCUCGGGGUGCAGCGUGGUGGGUCGUGUGUGUGUCGCCUCUCACCCAGAUGUGACACUUACAUCGUCCAGGGCGAAGUGACCGUAGGGAUCUCAGCACUAACUGGUCAGCAGUCAGGUGUGACGAACAGCCGACUUGCCAAGUGAGACCAGGCAGGAUUAGACAGACAGAAACAAAG